Messenger RNA from Galendromus occidentalis (western predatory mite), 1099 nucleotides. Its product is annotated as phosphomevalonate kinase. The record is from RefSeq and is a predicted model, not a curated record. Gene Ontology annotation, biological process: isopentenyl diphosphate biosynthetic process, mevalonate pathway; cholesterol biosynthetic process. Gene Ontology annotation, molecular function: phosphomevalonate kinase activity. Lineage: Eukaryota; Metazoa; Arthropoda; Arachnida; Mesostigmata; Phytoseiidae. Gene Ontology annotation, cellular component: cytoplasm. The transcript has a single exon. The coding region runs from base 148 to 723 and encodes 191 amino acids.
AGGAAGGUUAUGAACUUUCGCGGAAAGUCAUCAAUAGGGAAGCGCCUAACGCUCAAUACAACGUCAGCAAAUGUUCCCGAUUCUCCUCAACCGUACAUCACAUGAUUGCCAGGCGUUCAAAGUUCGCGGACCGUUCCCUUGGUCGCAAUGACGGCUCCGAAGCUCGUGCUGGUGUUCAGCGGCAAGCGAAAAUCUGGGAAAGAUCAUCUCACAGAUGUACUGCUCAGAUCAGCUCCGGAGAGCUCAGCGGUCAUCAUCAGACUCUCUGGACCGUUGAAGGAAGCUUACGCCAAAGAGCACGGGCUCGACUUCUCACGGCUCCUGGAUGCCUCAGAGUACAAAGAAAAGUAUCGCUCCGAUAUGGUCGCGUGGGGUGAGAAACAACGCCAGAUAAACCCGGCGUUCUUCUGUGAAUUGGCCGUAGAAAAGUAUCAGGCUGACAAAGUCCCCAUCUGGAUCGUGAGCGAUGCCAGGCGACCGACCGACAUCGAGUAUUUUGUGAAAAAAUUUCCUGGACGAACCGCGCUUUGUAGAAUCGUCGCAGACGAUUCUGUGCGGAGACAGCGAGGCUGGGAGUAUGUCAGUGGAGUAGAUGACCAGGAGACUGAGUGCGCUCUGGAUGAGUACAUAAGUUGGGAUAUAAUUUUGAACAACGACGGCGAGAUGCCUCUUGAGAAGCUCCUGAAGCCCUGUCUCGAUCUCAUUAGGCAAGCUGUAGAGUAACCAAUUGAUAGACGGAUAAUCGAAAGGCAACGACGGUAUCACUCACAGAGUGUAAGUCUCCGUAUCCAUGCAAUUUUGAGAGAGAUUCUUGGAGAGAUACAUAUACAUGUUAAUUUGUACCUUUCCGUUCUAAAUACAUACCGUACCUCCAGUCAUGGCGAUUAUUACGUUUGGAAAAAAUCUUUUGAUAAUGAUCGAGGGUCGACUCAUACUGGUAAGAAUGUACGCCCUGUGAGGAGUGAGCCGAAUCCCACUCUUAAUCAGCUAUAGGUCCGACUCAUGAUGGAGAAGCCUUCGUCUUCAGUGAUUAGACUUCUCACGGGAAUAGGAGGAUGUAGUUCGUCAGACGCGUGGGUUUCCCAUCGGGAGUUCUUCG